This is a messenger RNA of Fusarium coffeatum, 1071 nucleotides long. RefSeq lists its product as uncharacterized. The transcript is spliced from 2 exons. The record is from RefSeq and is a predicted model, not a curated record. Gene Ontology annotation, molecular function: arylformamidase activity. Lineage: Eukaryota; Fungi; Ascomycota; Sordariomycetes; Hypocreales; Nectriaceae. The coding region runs from base 1 to 1071 and encodes 356 amino acids.
AUGUCUACUAAGCACUCAUUCGACUCACUUCCACUUCGUAAAGAUGGUCCUGAUGGCAACGCCUGGGGCCUUUUCGGCGACAAGGACGAAUGCGGCAUGCUCAACCUGUUGACUCCCGACAUUGUUGCAAAAGCUGCUUCGGAGAUCCGUGAUGGCGUCCGAGUUUCUACAGAUUGGCCUCUCAAUCGUAUGUCACGACCUUGCUUUGGCCGUGCUCCAUUCAAGCAUGAGAUCACUACAAAGACCCCUCGGGCAGUAAACGACGAUACUUUGACAUUCAAUACACAAAGCAGUUCGCAGUGGGAUGGCUUUCGACAUUAUGCGUAUCAGAAGGAAAAGCUCUGGUUCAACGGGAAGACUCUUGAUGAGUUGUUGUCAACGGAUGUCAAUGGAAUUCAAGCGUGGGUUGAGCGUGGUGGUAUCGUUGGGCGUGGAGUUCUCCUUGACUAUGCAUCAUGGGCAGAUAGCAACAACGUCGCCUUGACCCCCUUCGAUACAAAGUCAAUCACAGUCGAAACCUUGAAGAAGGUUGCAGAAAGCCAAGGAACAAUUAUUCAACAAGGCGACAUACUCUUCAUCCGAACAGGGUGGGUUCGAGCCUACGACAGGCUUACAGACGAGGAGUGCAAGGCCUUGGCAGAUCACAAGGUCCCGCCGGCCCAUGGCGUCGAGUCUUCUGAAGACACUCUUCGAUGGCUCUGGGACCAGGGCUUUGCGGCUGUUGCGGGUGAUCAACCUAGUAUGGAGGCAUGGCCUUGUCAGAAUACGGAUUUCUUUUUACAUGAAUGGCUUUUAGCAGGUUGGGGAAUGCCAAUUGGAGAGCUAUUUGAUCUGGAGGUAUUAAGUAAAGAGUGUGAAAAGAGAAAGAGGUGGUCAUUCUUUUUCACGAGUAUGCCACUCAAGGUGAGUUCUGACGCCUUGUAUCUUACCUUUGAAACUGAUCGAAUUAUGCUUGCAGGUCCCUGGAGGCGUGGCGAGUCCACCGAAUGGCGUAGCGAUCUUUUGAUCAACAGACUCAGAUCUAAGGACAUCUGCCGCAGCCGACAGUUUCUUUACAGCUUUAUCACAUAG